CCUUUGGAGGGGGCCCGAGGAGACCCACGAGGCCCCCGUUGUUUUUCCCAGGCUCCAUCCCGUGGCAGCUGGCUAACCCUGAGAUGAGCCAUGGAUGGUGUGUUGGAAGGAGCGACAGUGUUGUGUUUAUGUAAAUUGGCCUGCAGUCUCCUCUUCUUGCCCUCAUUGGCUGUAUCCUACAGUCCCGUCAGCUUCUGCUGCUGCUGCCUCCUGAUCUUCACGGACUUCCUGGCCACAGUUUUUCUGAGUUUCCUGUGCAUCUUUGAGUCCUGGCUGACUGAGCUGACCCCGCUCAGUGAUGCCAUCGCCCUGCGCUUCCUGCUCUUUCUCAGCCACACAUAUGGUGCGGUGUUGCUCUUGAUCACACCUCUGAUCGCUGUGGAGACUCUGAUCAGACUGCUGGGGCCUCACUAUGCUGCGUCUCACAGGGCGGUGGGUCAAACAGUGGGCUCUGAUGGACAGAGUUAUUAUAAAGAGGAAGUAACUGUGGAAGAGGAAGAGGACAGCGACAACCCAGACAAAGAAAGUUGGCUGCCUCAUGCUGUCGGCUACCUCUGCUGCCUGUCAGCGUGGGUCGUUGUCGCCCUCAGUGUCAGGUGGCAAUGGAAGCUGGAGGAAGUGUGGGCCGCUGCCUGUUUGCACACAAACAACUCCCUGAUCAGAUGUUUGCCCAACCUGUUCAGCCCCAUGCCCAGCGCCGUGAACCCCUGCUGGGGCAUGGCCUUCCUCUCCCUCCUCCUGUUCGUCCUGACCAUGGGCACAGGCUUGCACAGACGGCCCCAGGCUCCCACACAGAUGGAGAGAACACACACAGAAAAACAUCGAGUUAACAAUAACGGCAACCUUGCUCCAGCUCUGUCUGCACCCUCCAAACCUGUGCACCCUGGGAUAUCGGUGUCAGAGCCAGCGCAGUCUGUUGACCCAGAGAAAACAGAGAGCAGCUGCACUGUUCACAGAGCGUAUUCCUGGAACAGCGUGCAGAUGUCUGCGUGUCGCCAUGGAGACUUUGUCCUCCUCUCCCCCGAGUGUUUGUCUGCGGAGAGGGGAGGACAGGAGCACGAAAGGACAAAGAGAGGUAUACCUCUGACAUUUAUCACGGAGGAACACGUGAACUCACAUUGCACGAGCCUGUGUGGGUGGCGACAGUGGGGUUUUCCCUGCCUGGGGGUGAAUGUAAUAAUAGGGUUCGUGGGUGUGUUCUCCAUCUUUGUGCUGCCUCUGAAUCUAUGUGUGAACAUUCUUCUGAUCCGGACUAUAGAAACUCUGCUGGAGCUGUGUAUCAAAUCUUUAGUCUCAUCUGCAGCAAACUCAACCGACACGACUGCUUCUCACAAUGUAACACUUGUAUAAAACCGGAUGGGUGAGAAGCAUAAAUGGAAGCUGAUUGGAGCUUAUUUGCGACAGGACCGUCAGAUUAAUAUUACAUGUGCGCAGACAUUAGGUCUACUUACCUGUCGACACUGGUUUGCAUAGAGUGUAAAUAAACAUUCUGAGCAGCUAUUUACAUGUGAGGAAUAAUAUGUGGAAACUGCUGAAAGGUGCUGAGGAGGCAGGUUGAGGCGUGCUUGCUACAGAGACUAAAGAGGGCCUGCUUUUACUGCUCAGGGCCAUGAGAUCUGCAGCGAUUUGUCUUUACACAAUGGGUGACAGAAUGAGCCUCUCCAGUUUAAAGAAGACUCAACGACCGACAGUGUUUUGAAAAGAGUAAUAUGAAGUGUGCUGAUGCUGCAUCACAUAAACCCUGCGUAAAGCAAUGUGUAAAUAAAUACUGAGUGACUUGAGGGUGAA
Thunnus maccoyii (southern bluefin tuna) is the source of this 1788-nucleotide messenger RNA. RefSeq lists its product as uncharacterized. NCBI's taxonomy places the organism in Eukaryota, Metazoa, Chordata, Actinopteri, Scombriformes, Scombridae. Bases 91 to 1350 code for a protein of 419 amino acids. The transcript has 3 exons. The record is from RefSeq and is a predicted model, not a curated record.